Molecule: messenger RNA, 549 nt
Organism: Chrysochloris asiatica (Cape golden mole)
Lineage: Eukaryota; Metazoa; Chordata; Mammalia; Afrosoricida; Chrysochloridae
Product: NADH dehydrogenase [ubiquinone] 1 alpha subcomplex subunit 8-like
Exons: 1
Coding region: 31-549 (172 amino acids)
Biological process (GO): mitochondrial electron transport, NADH to ubiquinone
Source: RefSeq, a predicted model, not a curated record
GACCUCGUCUGGGUCCGGGUUACAGCCAUCAUGCCGGGAAUAGUGGAGCUGCCCACUCUGGAGGAGCUGAAAGUGCAGGAGAUGAAAGUCAGUUCUGCUGUCCUUAAAGCUGCAGCUCACCACUAUGGUGCUCAGUGCGACAAGGCCAACAAGGAGUUCAUGCUCUGCCGCUGGGAGGAGAAAGAUCCAAGACGGUGUUUAGAGGAAGGCAAGCUUGUCAUCAAGUGUGCUUUGGACUUCUUUAGGCAGAUAAAGCGUCACUGUGCGGAGCCUUUUACAGAAUAUUGGAUCUGCAUUGAUUAUUCUGGCCUACAGUUAUUUAGUCACUGUCGCAAACAGCAGGCAAAGUUUGAUGAGUGUGUGCUGGACAAACUGGGCUGGGUGUGCCCUCACCUAGGAGAACCGUCAAAGGUCACAAAAGUGAAAACAAAUCGGCCUUUACCUGAGAAUCCUUACCACUCAAGACCAAGACCAGAGCCCAACCCUGAGAUAGAAGGAAAUUUGAAGCCUGCCAAACAUGGCAGCCGCCUUUCUUUCUGGACCACGUAA